Molecule: messenger RNA, 1907 nt
Organism: Ilex paraguariensis (yerba mate)
Lineage: Eukaryota; Viridiplantae; Streptophyta; Magnoliopsida; Aquifoliales; Aquifoliaceae
Source: the annotation of a GenBank genome assembly
CAUUACUAACUUAAAGAGCUACCCAUUAUCAAUUUUCCGCUUGUCCGGAGGAUGGUCAUGGGAUUCGAAGCCUGUUCUCUACUCGUUAGUACUAUUUCAUGUAACAUGGAGUUGACAUUCAUGUUUAGCAUAUGUGUUCUCAUUCUCUCCCUCUUUUUCCUCCGUUCUUUUCUCAAAUUCUGUGCCUCCGGUCACCGGAAACUUCCUCUUCCACCUGGCUCUAUGGGUUGGCCUUAUAUUGGAGAAACAUUUCAACUCUAUUCCCAAAACCCAAAUGUCUUCUUUGCUUCCAAAGUGAAAAAGUUUGGUUCUAUAUUAAAGACUCACAUAUUGGGUUGUCCUUGCGUGAUGAUUUCAAGCCCGGAGGCUGCGAAAUUAGUGCUUGUGACAAAGGCCAAUCUCUUCAAACCAACAUUUCCGGCUAGUAAAGAGAGGAUGUUGGGCAAACAAGCAAUUUUCUUCCACCAAGGAGAGUACCACACCAAGUUGAGGAAGCUAGUUCUGAGAGCAUUCAUGCCCGAGGGAAUCAAAAGCAUCGUUUCGGAUAUCGAAUCAAUCGCUAUCAACUCUCUACAGUCAUGGGAAGGCCAGUUAAUCACCACUUACCAAGAAAUGAAGACAUACACAUUCAAUGUUGCAUUACUUUCCAUAUUUGGAAAGGAUGAAGUCCUCUACAGAGAAGAUCUCAAGAGAUGCUACUACAUUCUAGAGAAGGGGUACAAUUCAAUGCCCAUUAACCUUCCGGGGACACUCUUCAACAAGGCCAUGAAAGCAAGAAAGGAGUUAGCUCAGAUCUUGGCCAAAAUCCUCUCACUUAGGAGGGAAAUGAAACACUAUCACAAUGAUUUGCUUGGAUCUUUCAUGGGUGACAAAGAAGGCCUCACCGACGAACAAAUAGCCGAUAACAUCAUCGGUGUCAUCUUCGCAGCUCGUGACACGACGGCCAGUGUCCUAACAUGGAUCGUCAAGUACCUCGCUGAAAAUCCAGCCGUCCUACAAGCUGUCACUGAAGAGCAAGAGGCCAUAAUGAGAACAAAGGAGUGUGUUGAAGAGAAGGUUCUGACUUGGGAAGAUACUAAGAAGAUGCCAUUAACUUCAAGGGUGAUUCAAGAAACACUCAGAGUGGCUUCAAUCUUAUCUUUUACUUUCAGAGAAGCUGUAGAAGAUGUUGAAUUUGAAGGGUACCAUAUACCAAAAGGAUGGAAAGUCUUACCACUCUUUAGAAACAUUCACCAUAGCCCAGACAAUUUUGCUGAGCCUGAGAAGUUUGAUCCAUCAAGAUUUGAGGUUGCUCCAAAACCCAAUACAUUCAUGCCAUUUGGCAGUGGGACCCACUCAUGUCCUGGGAAUGAGUUAGCCAAACUGGAGAUUUUGGUAAUUGUACAUCAUCUGACCACAAAGUACAGAUGGUCUAUGGUGGGGCCACAGAAUGGAAUUCAGUAUGGCCCCUUUGCUCUUCCCCAGAAUGGUUUGCCCAUCAGGCUAUCUCCCAAGACAGAGAGAUAGUCCCAACUACAAAGGCCAAAAAGAAAAAAAAAACACGCACAAUGACAUUUUGGAGAGAGGUUUCUGCUUUCAAUUGAGAAGAUUGAUGAAGGAAGAUAGCAUCAUUCUGAACCAGUUUACCAUGAGGAGAGAGGAACCACGUAUCAGAGACACCCACAAAAAAAAAUAAAAAAAAUAAAAAGAUAUGAACAAGGAAAAGCAAUUUGUACAUAAAGAAGGCUUCAUAUCCAGAUGCUUAAAAGAACCCAAAAUUCAGGUGUCCUUUUUCAAAGAUCUGAGUAACUAGGGGGAUGGGAUUAGGGUAAUAUAGUAAGUUUACUCUAAUUUCAUGCUGUUUUAUUAUUGCUUAUUUGUAUAAAGUCCGCAAGGCAAUUAAUGAAAAUUCGAUAAUUGAUGUUUUU